AUGUUGACCUCCCGUCACCCUGCCCCUGCCCCUGCCCCCUACCCGUGCCCCUGUCUAUUUGACCUUCCGUCACAUUGCCCCUGCCCCUGCUCCUUACCCGUGCCCUGUCGUGUUUACCUCCGUCACCCUGCCCCUGCCCCUGCCCUUCCUACCCCAUGCUCCUGCUGCUCCGUGCCCUGUCCUAUGUUGACCUCCCGUCACUGCCCCUGCCCCCUGCCCCUAACCGUGCCUGUCUAUGUUGACCUCCCGUCACCUGCCCUGCCCCCCCUACCCGUGCCCCUGUCUAAUGUUGAACCUCUGUCACCCUGCCCCUGCCCUGCCCCCUACCCGUGCCCCCUGUCUAUUGACCUCUCCGUCACCUGCCCCUGCCCCUGCCCCUACCGUGCCCCUGUCUAUGUUGACCUCCCGUCACCCUGCCCCUGCCCCGCUACCGUGCCCCUGUCUAUGUUGACUGUCACCCCUGUCCUGCUCUACCCGUCCCUGGUCACCCUGCACCCUGCCCUGCCCUACCCGUGCCCAUUGUCUAAUGUCGAGUCCCGUCACCCUGCCUCUGCCUGCCCCCUACCCGUGCCCUCUGUUCUAUGUUGA
Messenger RNA from Penaeus vannamei (Pacific white shrimp), 588 nucleotides. NCBI's taxonomy places the organism in Eukaryota, Metazoa, Arthropoda, Malacostraca, Decapoda, Penaeidae. The record is from RefSeq and is a predicted model, not a curated record.